Messenger RNA from Rhodofomes roseus, 1332 nucleotides. RefSeq lists its product as uncharacterized. The record is from RefSeq and is a predicted model, not a curated record. The transcript is spliced from 2 exons. NCBI's taxonomy places the organism in Eukaryota, Fungi, Basidiomycota, Agaricomycetes, Polyporales, Fomitopsidaceae. Bases 244 to 1107 code for a protein of 287 amino acids.
ACAUCCUCCUAUUCGUACCCCUAGUGAGUCACUAAUACAGAAUGGUACAGUAUCACCCUUGUGCGUGGGCGCUGAUCGUUGUCUCCUUGCCAGUCACGACCACAUAACGUCAACUGCCUGAGUGCCCGCGCACAAUUCACGAAGUCUCGUUGGAACUGGCUCCACCUCGUGUGUAUCACGCAUUCACCUCAAUCCUCUGCUUUCGUCUCGUUGCUCGCCUACCUUCUGUCUACCUUUGCACGAAUGCCGCCACGAACAAACACAACUUCGACCGCUGCUGCUGAGCACACAACACCGACGGUCGAACAUCUAAUUCCAUUCAACAAUGGUCCUGAUGAGAGCCACGCCGAUGUGGGCGCGAUUGUUGGAGGCGUGAUCGGGGGAGUGGUUGUGUUUGUCUUGCUCGUCGUCCUAGGCUGGUACUUCUGGCGGAGGAGAAAACAACGCGCUCCUUGGCACUACGCGAUGUCCGGAGAGUUCGACGCCGCUGAUGAUAUGAAGCCAUACAUCAUCACGCCGUACAUCACGCCGGAUGCUGUCUCCUUCUCUCGCCCUGAUCGCUCCCUGUCCCCUCCCUCACGAGCCCUCUCUCCGGAGUCCGACCUCAACGUCACCACCUUGACAUACGACGCAGUCCCACCUGAAUUCGCCGGCCAGGCGAACGACCUUGACUCGUGGACAGAGAUAGCGGUGUACAGGGCUGAAGAGCGCGGGCGCACUCCGUCUCUCAUCGCGAACCGCGUCACUUCGCCCACUCCAUCCCUCGUCGCGCAAGAGCGCGUAACCUCGCCCACGCCGUUCAGUGCCGGGAGCCGCAUUAUUGUGACCUCGCCCACGCACGGUGGCGCCGAGCGCCCAGCAUCACGAGCUGGCAGCCUCAUGGCCGCUAGAGCUGGUUUGGUGUCGGCCACAGCGGCCAUCGCGGAAGCUGCAGAAGGGCUCAAGGAGAAGGCAAAGAAGAAGCGGAAGAGCAAGAUCCAGUCGGUGCCGAGGCCUUUGUCGUUCUGCAUCGACAGGAGCAAGCCUGGGUCCUCGCCACUGGACCAAGCCUCCCCGCAGUUCUCGGCGGUGCCGCUGAGUGCCAUGAGUGCUACGUUCACUCAGUGAUGUGAUAUAUGGGACUUCGCACAUUAUUUAUCAUACACUGAUUUUACGAGAGACAAGAUUGCUACACACUCCUUACAUCUACUGUAUAUACCCGUAUUGUACUAAGCACCUCGAGGAUACAUCCUAUUGUAUAUUUUGGAGACCAAAGCAUGUGGGCUCUACAAUGGCAUAGCGGCGACGUCUGUAGGGAUCGCUCGCAGAGUCCUGUGGCGUAACAAGGUAAGC